Messenger RNA from Acytostelium subglobosum LB1, 732 nucleotides. RefSeq lists its product as hypothetical. Gene Ontology annotation, cellular component: cytoplasm. Lineage: Eukaryota; Evosea; Eumycetozoa; Acytosteliales; Acytosteliaceae. Gene Ontology annotation, molecular function: translation regulator activity; zinc ion binding; mRNA binding. The transcript is spliced from 3 exons. Gene Ontology annotation, biological process: positive regulation of cytoplasmic translation. The record is from RefSeq and is a predicted model, not a curated record. The coding region runs from base 1 to 732 and encodes 243 amino acids.
AUGAGUUUCAGAGGUGGUUCAUCAAGAGGAGGCGGUGACUUCAAGUUCAGAGGUGGUCGCGGCGGUGGCAGCUCGUUCGGCGGUGGCGGUCGUGGUCGUGGCGGUGGUGGCCGUGGUGGUGGUCGUGGUGGCUUUGGCGGUGGUGGCAGCGGUGACUGCUUCAACUGUGGCAAGUCCGGUCAUAUGUCCAGAGAGUGCCCAGACAAGCAAGGAGGUGGUGGUGGCGGUUACGGUGGCAUGAAGUGCUACACUUGCCAAGAGCAAGGCCAUUCGUCCAGAGAUUGCCCACAAGGAAGAUCAUGCUUCAACUGCAAGAAGCCAGGUCAUAUGUCUAACGAGUGCCCGGAGAAGAAGGGAGACGGAAACAACUGCUUCAACUGCCAGAAGCCAGGUCAUAUGUCGAGAGAGUGCCCAGAGAAGAGCAGCGGCGGCGGCGGCAGAGCCCCAGCCACUUGCUACAACUGCCAGAAGACUGGCCAUAUGUCCAGAGAGUGCCCAGAGAAGAGCAACGGCGGCGGCAGAAACGGAAACAACAACGGUGGCAACAGCUACUUUGCUGACAAGAACUCGAACAACAAGACCCCAAGAGACACAGUGACCUUUGACUCUGAUGAGGAGGAGGAUGAGCAGCCAAACAAGAAACAAAAGCCAGACAACAAGAAGAAGGCUCAAGCCGAGUCUGAGUCCGAGGAGGAGAAGAAGGAUUCCGAGUCCGAGGAGGAGUCCGAUUAG